AUGGCUUCUCGUGUGAGGCGCAUGCCGCCAAUCAAGGUGGAUGACUAUCGCUGGCAAACACCCCCUAAUGACCCAACGUUGCGAGUGCGUCGUGCCUGUGCGACUGAGGCCAUGUUUGGCAUUCAAGCAAGUGCCCAGCAUGGCGAGAACGACUUCUACAUUGCAGCUACUGUUCACUUACAUGCUCCGUUUCCCGGAUCAGAGACGUUCACUCUCCGUGACUUGGAACGGAAGACGCAGUCCUCUCUAGUGGAGCUCAGGUUCUCGCAGCCACAAAUAGCUGUGACUCUCUCGUGGGACAAGCAGGGUAAUUGUUCGCUUCAAUACCGAGCCCCAAAAGACAUGGAUGAACCCAAUGGAAUUGCGAGAUCAAGUUGA
Messenger RNA from Trichoderma gamsii, 378 nucleotides. RefSeq lists its product as hypothetical. Bases 1 to 378 code for a protein of 125 amino acids. The transcript is spliced from 2 exons. Lineage: Eukaryota; Fungi; Ascomycota; Sordariomycetes; Hypocreales; Hypocreaceae. Gene Ontology annotation, biological process: mycotoxin biosynthetic process. Gene Ontology annotation, molecular function: acetyltransferase activity. The record is from RefSeq and is a predicted model, not a curated record.